CUUCUUUCCGAGGAAGUCUCGCACCCCGCCCAGGAGGCCCUCGCGGACUCGGGCGUGGGCGGGGCCGGCGAGGCGGGGUCGCGCCGGAGACAGCCGUUGAGUCCCUGGGGGGAAGCGGGGACCCGCCGAGAGGCUGAAGGACUUUAAGGAGAAGCGGCGAGGCCAGAGCUCAGGAGAAAGAGGGGAGCUUCUAGCAGCUGCACCAUUUUACAUUCCCACUAGCAGUGCCCAAGGGUUCCAGUUUCUCCACAUCUUGACAAACAUACGGUUAGACUUUUUAAGAGAAUCCUGUACAUUACUACAAUGGCAAUUGCUCAGCUCUCCCACUCUAUCAAAAUUCGCAAGGCAUCUAAGGAAACAAUUUUCCCAUCACAAAUCACUAAUGAGCAUGAGUCAAUGAUAAUGGUGAAGAAACUUUUUGCUACUUCUAUCUCAUGCAUAACAUACCUAAGGGGAUUGUUUCCAGAGAGCUCUUACAGAGAACACCAUUUGGAUGACCUCAAUUUAAAAAUCCUCCGAGAAGAUAAAAAAUGUCCUGGGUCAUUGCAUAUUAUCAAAUGGAUUCAAGGUUGUUUUGAUGCUUUGGAAAAGAGAUACCUACACAUGGCAGUACUUAUACUUUACACAAAUCCCAAGGAACCUGAGAAAGUGACUGAGAUAUACCAGUUCAAAUUCAAAUAUGCAAAAGAAGGCGCCAGUAUGGAUUUUGACAGCCAUUCAUAUAGUACAAGCUUUGAAAGUAGGACAAACAGUGCAGAUAUUAAGAAAGCCAGUAUUCUACUGAUCCGUAAAUUGUAUGUACUGAUGCAGAACCUUGGACCCCUUCCUAAUGAUGUUACACUUACUAUGAAACUCCACUACUAUAAUGCAGUGACCCCAAAUGAUUACCAACCCCCUGGUUUUAAAGAAGAGGUAAAGUCACACUUCCUGUUGUUCCAAGGGGAGCCUGUAAACCUGCAAGUGGGAUUGGUCUCCACUGGCUUUCAUCGCAUGAAAGUAAAAGUCACAACAGAGGCUAGCAGAGUGUCAGAUAUGGAGACCAGUGUCUUCCAGAACAGCACUACUGAGAUUGUGCAUCAGGGUCUGGACUGCGAUGAGGAAGAAGAGGAAGGCAACGAUCAUAUUCAAAGGAUGAAUUUUGUGCACAGACAGCAAGGUUCUGAGAGCUCCAGGAAGAAGAGGAAGAUCAGCGAACCAGUGAAAGUCUUCAUCCCUAACAGAAAAUGAAAGUUAGAUGGCUUCGCUACAUUUCUACUAAAAUAAUUUUAUUUUGCAACAAACAUUCUUGAAGUGUCUUAGUAGGAAAGUAAGCUCCUAUCACCAAAACAUUUUACUAAAUUUGUUGCUCAACUUUUUAGUCAAUUUACUAAGUGCUAAAUUUCUGGGUAGGAUAUGGGUUCACUUUGCCACAAAGAAAACAAGGUCACAAGAGCUGCCUUGAGAUAGCAUCACUUCAAGCCUGAGUUAGAGAGGAGACACACUUUAUAUUUAUUAAAAAAUCACAACUAUUUUGAAAAGAAAUAAGCUGUUGUUCUCAAAGGAAAGAGGGUUUUCUUUGCACAAUUAAAUUACCAAGGUAUCUAGAUUGCUGUGGAAUAUUUCAACUUGUAACCCAUGUAUUGGAAUCCCUCUAGAGUUUAAUUAGAAUUCCCACAGAAAAUUGCAUAGGAUGGGUGUGGUGGUGCUUAUCCAAGUGUGUUUUUUGUGUUAACUUCAAUCACGAGGUUAAUCAGCUAAGUGUUGGACCAAAAUGUACUCUCCUUGUAAAGUUCCUCAAAUCUGGCCCUAGGCCCUGUUUUGCUGGCUAACCUGAGACAGGGAAUAGGUUGCAAUGCUGGAGCCCACCUCCCUUAAGGCCCAUGUUGAAUGUUUCCCAAGAAACACUUCAGUUUAUCUGUUUGUAAGCUGCAGAUGCUGCUGCUAGUCACCUCUCAGUGAUUUAAAGUGCCAUUUUUUGUAUUUAGUAUGAAAUUUAGUAAUUUAAUUUAAAUAGUUAAAUGUUAAG
Molecule: messenger RNA, 2005 nt
Organism: Manis pentadactyla (Chinese pangolin)
Lineage: Eukaryota; Metazoa; Chordata; Mammalia; Pholidota; Manidae
Gene: HORMAD2
Product: HORMA domain containing 2
Exons: 14
Coding region: 304-1227 (307 amino acids)
Source: RefSeq, a predicted model, not a curated record